AUGGCGUUGGAAGCUUGCCGUGAGGAGAUUAGACCAGGAAUUGAACCCUGGGGUAAUCCUAGGUUGACACUCUACCAUGUAGAGAGCUAUCCACUGCGCGAGGACCUAUGGCUAGCAGCCUCCGCUGAUGCCGGUUCGAUUCAGAAACAGGGCCAUGAAUUCUUUUUGUACGGUGAAGGCGGCGUCCUUCGUCAUCUGAGAUCGGUUUUACUUUUAACUGCAGCUGGCGGGUAUCCUUACUGGUGGAUGACACAGGUCUCAGAAUUUGCGUCGGAUUUCAGAAAGCGGGAAACUCCGUUCAUCCAAUCCUGA
This is a messenger RNA of Morchella sextelata, 312 nucleotides long. RefSeq lists its product as uncharacterized. The record is from RefSeq and is a predicted model, not a curated record. The transcript is spliced from 4 exons. NCBI's taxonomy places the organism in Eukaryota, Fungi, Ascomycota, Pezizomycetes, Pezizales, Morchellaceae. Bases 1 to 312 code for a protein of 103 amino acids.